AUGGAGGAUGAGGAGAUGAGUAUGGAUGAUCGACCGAGUCCGAAAUAUGAAAAUGUCGAAGAAGGAGGGGCGAAUAAUGAAACGCCUCUAAAAUCGAUAAAAUCCUGCUCUUCUUCCUCUUCAUCGUCUUCGCUGGAAGCAACGGCUUUCAUUGGAACAACAUCAAAAGAGACAUCAACUACAAACAGUCCCAUCACUUUGAGAAGUCGCUACACAUUACGUCGUCGCCGCUCGAUCCAGCAAAAAGACGAAGAAGGAUCGUGCGCGAGCACGCUUGCCGCUACAGCUGAUGAGCAAUCUUCUCUGCAACCGACAUGCAAGCGCUUCAAAGCCGAUUCACCAGGCGAGGCUCGGAAAAGCUCUCACACACCAGAGGGUUUCCUCGAUCCGCCUGAGGACGGGAAAUGUUAUAUUGAGACGCUGCCCGAAGAGCUUUUGACUAAAGUUUCCUCUUACCUUUAUGAGUACGAUUUGGCGAAUUUGGGAGCGGUUUCGCGGCGUUACUAUCGUGUCGCCAAUGACAUCAAUACUUGGAAAAACCUCUACCAAGAGGCCUUCGAGUAUCCGACUCCCCUCUAUCAUCCUUGUCACGGGAAAUUCGAGUUCCGCGAACCAGCCCGGUGGAAAGAGCACAACGCGUGGAAAGAGAGUUUCAAACAAUUGCGUUACGGAAUCCACGUGCGACCGCAUUGUGCAAAGAUCUACACCGGGCAAUCCGGCCGAAAAAUGCUCCACUUCGAGACGAUUGACACGGCUUUACAACACGUUCGUGCUGAGCCGAGUCAAGAGAAAUUGAUUUUCAUUCACCAGGGCACAUAUCAUCCACAAUCGAUCGCCAUCAACUCGUCAAUUCAAAUGAUCGGAGCCGCUCCGGCGCAUCCAGUGCAACGCCGCGUUUUCAUCGAGAACAGCAAUGAAACGACUCUCUCGUUGGGCGACGGAUCGACUGAUGCAUAUGUUGGAUACAUGACGAUUAAAUUCAACCCAGACAACAACUCGCAAGCUGUGCAGGGAGUACCCAUUGGUCAUCCUCAUUACUAUGCACUACAGAUAACCGACGAGUCAAGCCCGACAAUCGAUCGCUGUAUCAUCAACUCGACGAGCACUGUCGGGGCGGCGGUUUGCGUGAAACGAGCGGGCGCCAAUCCAAAAGUGCGGCAUUGUUCGAUUUGCGAUUGUGAUAACGUGGGCGUUUACAUCACCGAGUAUGCACAGGGAACGUUUGAGGAAUGCGAGAUUGCGCGAAAUCAACUGGCGGGUGUUUGGGUGAAAAAUUACGCGAAUCCUUUCUUCCGAAAGUGCAAUAUUCACGACGGGAAAGAUGUUGGGAUCUUUAUUUUUGAAUUCGGUCAAGGAUACUUCGAAAAAUGCAACAUUCACGCGAAUCGAAUAAGCGGAAUUGAGGUGAAAAACCACGCAAAUCCGACGGUAGUCCGUUGUGAGGUUCACCAUGGAUUAACUGGCGGAAUCUAUGUUCACGAGAAAGGAAGAGGUCAAUUCAUGGAGAACAAGAUCUAUCAAAAUGCGUUCGCCGGCAUUUGGAUCACCUCACAUUCGGAUCCGACGAUUCGGAAGAAUGAGAUUUACAGUGGACAUCAAGGUGGAGUGUACAUCUUUUCGGAGGGUCGAGGGCUGAUCGAGCACAAUAAUAUCUACGGCAAUGCGCUGGCCGGGAUUCAAAUCCGAACGGGCAGCGAUCCGAUCGUUCGUCUCAACAAAAUUCAUGAUGGUCUUCACGGGGGGAUUUAUGUGCAUGAAAAGGGCAAGGGUGUCAUCGAGGAUAAUGAGGUUUACGGGAACACCCUGGCCGGCAUCUGGGUGACAACGGGAAGCAGUCCGGUUUUACGCAAAAAUCGGAUACACUCGGGAAAACAGGUUGGCGUUUAUUUCUACGACAACGGGCAUGGACUCCUUGAAGAGAACGAUAUCUUCAAUCACUCGUAUUCGGGAGUGCAAAUUCGAACGGGUUCCAAUCCAAAAAUCACACGAAACAAGAUUUGGGGAGGACAAAACGGCGGUGUGCUCGUGUACAACGGCGGUUUAGGAGUCCUAGAAGAUAAUGAGAUUUUCGAUAACGCGAUGGCCGGCGUCUGGAUCAAGACCGAUUCGCAUCCGAUUUUACGACGAAAUAAAAUCUACGAUGGUCGCGACGGUGGUGUCUGCAUUUUCAACAAAGGUCGAGGACUUUUGGAGGAUAAUGAUAUCUAUCGAAACGCGCAAGCCGGUGUGCUCAUCUCGACGGAAAGCAAUCCAACUUUAAGAAGGAAUCGAGUAUUCGAGGGUCGAGCCGCUGGCGUUGAGAUCACCAACGGAGCCACAGCAACUCUCGAAGGGAAUCAACUUUUCCACAACAAGUUCGGCGGUCUCUGUCUGGCGACCGAUGUGCGCCCGAUUCUCCGCGAUAAUAAAGUCUACGAAAAUCAGAACGCUGUCGAGAAAGCAGUUUCCCGUGGUCAAUGUCUCUUCAAAAUCUCCAGCUGCACCUCAUUUCCAAUGCACGAUUUUUAUCGAUGCAUCUCGUGCAACACAACCGAGCGAAACGCAAUUUGCAUCAAUUGUAUCCACAGCUGUCACCAGGGGCAUUUAGUCGAAUUUGUCAGACAUGAUCGUUUCUUUUGCGAUUGCGGAGCCGGCACCCUUGAGAGAACGUGUCGACUUCAGACCGAGGUUCGCGACAACGACACCGUUUACGAUUCGGCUACGCCGACCGAAACGGAUACACAA
Messenger RNA from Mesorhabditis belari, 2724 nucleotides. Lineage: Eukaryota; Metazoa; Nematoda; Chromadorea; Rhabditida; Rhabditidae. The record is from the annotation of a GenBank genome assembly.